Wasmannia auropunctata (little fire ant) is the source of this 1614-nucleotide messenger RNA. It is a transcript of the gene VGAT, whose product is annotated as vesicular inhibitory amino acid transporter. The transcript has 3 exons. Lineage: Eukaryota; Metazoa; Arthropoda; Insecta; Hymenoptera; Formicidae. The coding region runs from base 1 to 1614 and encodes 537 amino acids. Gene Ontology annotation, biological process: amino acid transmembrane transport. Gene Ontology annotation, cellular component: vacuolar membrane. Gene Ontology annotation, molecular function: amino acid transmembrane transporter activity. The record is from RefSeq and is a predicted model, not a curated record.
AUGGCGAAUUUCCGAGGAUUUUAUAUACCCUCCUUCGGUGCAUCGGUCAACGUCGCCUGGGAGACCUUGAAGGCGAUAUGGCCGGAGAACAGCCCGUGCUUGGAGCUGAUCCGCGGCGGCGGCGCCGGUAUGGGGGGCCAGGGCCAUCCCCAAGGCCGGCCCGGUCAGGGCCAGUUCAAGUCCUUCGAAGAAGGUCACGAUAACACCGAGAUGAUGACCAUGAACGGGGAUCAGGCGUAUCGGGAUCAGAACAACGUGGGAAUCGCCGAGGACUCCUUCAGCUAUCAGAGGAACGGGGAUAAAGUUAGAACCGGAAGCAUGAGCAGCGGAGAGUUCAGCGAGUACGACGAGGGUGGCGGAGAGUUCGGUGGGCCCGGUGUCAAGAUCAACGAAUGGCAAGCCGCUUGGAAUGUUACAAACGCCAUUCAGGGAAUGUUUAUUGUCUCUCUGCCGUUCGCCGUCCUGCGUGGCGGUUACUGGGCGAUCGCCGCGAUGAUCGGCAUCGCGCACAUCUGCUGCUACACCGGCAAGAUCCUCGUCGAGUGCCUGUACGAGCUGGACACGGUGACGGGUCAGCGUGUGCGGGUACGUGAUUCGUACGUGGCCAUCGCCAAGGAGUGCUUCGGGCCGAGAUGGGGCGCCCGCGUGGUCAACAUCGCCCAGAUCAUCGAGCUGCUGAUGACCUGCAUUCUGUACGUGGUCGUGUGCGGCGAUCUGAUGAUCGGCACCUUCCCCGAGGGCGCGAUCGACACCCGCAGCUGGAUGAUGCUGAUCGGUAUAUUCCUGCUACCGCUCGGCUUCCUCAAGUCCCUCCAGCACGUCUCCGUGCUGAGCUUCUGGUGCACGAUGUCUCACCUCUUCAUCAACGCGAUCAUCAUCGGUUACUGUAUCCUGGAGAUUGGUGACUGGGGCUGGUCGAAGGUGAAGUGGACGAUCGACAUGGAGAACUUCCCGAUCUCGCUCGGCGUGAUCGUCUUCAGCUACACGUCGCAGAUCUUUCUGCCGACCCUCGAGGGCAAUCUCAUCGAUCGCUCCAAGUUCGACUGGAUGCUGAACUGGAGCCACAUCGCCGCGGCCGCGUUCAAGUCGCUCUUCGGCUGGAUCUGCUUCCUGACCUUCCAGAACGACACGCAGCAGGUGAUCACGAACAACCUGCACUCGGCCGGCUUCAAGGGCCUGGUGAACCUGUGCCUGGUCGUCAAGGCGAUACUCUCGUAUCCGCUGCCGUACUACGCGGCCUGCGAGCUGCUCGAGCGCGCCUUCUUCCGCGGCCGACCGAAAACGCUCUUCCCGACCAUCUGGACGGUGGACCGCGAGCUCAAGGUCUGGGGCCUCGCCUGGCGGGUCGGCGUGGUCGUGUUCACCAUACUGAUGGCGAUCUUCAUACCGCACUUCAGCAUAUUGAUGGGCUUCAUCGGUUCCUUCACCGGCACCAUGCUCUCGUUCAUCUGGCCCUGCUACUUCCACCUCAAGCUGAAAAGGAACUCGAUGGAGUGGAGCGCCGUCGCCUACGAUUGCUUCGUCAUCUUCCUCGGUAUUCUCUUCGGCGUGAUCGGCGUCUACGAUUCCGGCUCCGCGCUGAUCAACGCCUUCGAGAUUGGCCUGCCCUUCUGA